Molecule: messenger RNA, 150 nt
Organism: Caenorhabditis briggsae
Lineage: Eukaryota; Metazoa; Nematoda; Chromadorea; Rhabditida; Rhabditidae
Exons: 1
Coding region: 1-150 (49 amino acids)
Source: RefSeq, a predicted model, not a curated record
AUGAAAGGGCUGUUUCUGUGUCUCCGCACCGCGCCGCAGCCGCACGGAAAGGGCGCUGCUACGCGGCAGCAGGCGCGCUUUCGAUCUUCUCCUAUCCAUCCUCCUCGCCCUCCGCGUCCUCUCUCCGCAAGCUUCCACUUUGUGCCCUAA